CUGAGGACCGUCUCUUUUCAGACAUCCUCAGACAGUGGAAACUAGUGAAUAGGGCCACUGUUAAUUACGUAUCAGCUGCAAAGUGAAUGUAUUUUAAUGCAAGUUCGGGGUGCGGCAACAUUUUAUUUAUAUAUUUAAUCUUACCUCUUAGCAUAAGAGAAAGGGAGUGUUUUAUAAAACGAGAAAUUAAAGUGGAUUGGGUUCGGUGCUUUUUAUUACAAAUAUUAGUCUAUCUAUAAAGUACUGAAGGACAUUUAACGUGCUUACAUUGGUGCCGAAAAUGCACAUCAACUCCAUUUUAUUUUCUGCUGUAAUAAUGGCAGCAGUGUCACUGAUGUUGACCACUGCAGCUGCUGCUGACCCGAGGGAUUUCUGUUUCUGGACUAAAGUCACGUCGAACGGUGAGACCCAUCUCAGCUUUCUCCGACACCACAGCGAAACUCACCACGCCUCCUCCUCAUCCCUCCAUCUCUACCACAGUGUGUGGUCGUUGGGGAAUAGACUGGUCAACUGCGCAGUGAGUGACGACACGGCCGUUACAGACAGCUACAUGUCUGUGUGUCGGGAGAAGAACACCACAGGAGAGUUCUCUGACUGUCCUUGUGAACGUUUUGAUGUCAGUGCGCAGUCUGAACUUGAAAGCCACUGCGCUCCUGUUAGCUCUCCAACGGUUACCCAGCGCGAAGCCGUUGGAGAUGCCUCUGAGGAACAUAGAGAGACAAGGCGUAAGAGGCACGCACGGAGCGUUAUUGAUGAUAUAGCGUUCCAGAAUCCUCUUGGAGACGGUGGUGACAGUUCCAGGGAUGAGACGCAAACCCAUCGGCGCGUAAAACGUGGUCUCAUCGUGCCGGGAACGCUUUGGUGCGGCUCAGGGAACAAGGCGGAGACCUAUGACGAUUUAGGUGUGUUUGCAGAGACAGACAGUUGCUGCAGGGAGCAUGACCAAUGUCAGGACACCAUCCUGUCAUUCGAGACCAACUAUGGAGUUUUCAACACAAACAUUUUCACCCUGUCCCACUGCCACUGUGAUAACAGGUUUCACCAGUGUUUGCUGGAGGCUGAGGACAGUAUUUCUGACACAGUGGGAUACGUCUUCUUCAACCUGCUGAAGAUGCACUGCUUUGAGUUCUCCCACAGACUACAGUGCUCUCAGAGGAACUGGUUUGGCAUGUGUCAACAGUAUGAGAUGUCUCUGUAUGCUGUGGUCCAUCCUCCCACCUUCUACAACUCCACCCAGCCAGACCCUGACUUAGAGGACGAUGACAUGGCUGACAAUACCACCACUACCAUCUCCACCUCCUCCUCCUCCUCCUCCUCCACUUCCAACUCUACCACCUCCAUCUACACCUCCUCUACCUCCCUCUCCACAUCUCCCACCACCUCCAUCUCCAUCUCCAUCUCCACCACCUCUCCCUCCACCUCCUCUACCUCCAUCUCUUCCUCCACCAUCUCUACCUCCAUCUCCACAUCUCCCUCCACCACUUCAACCUCUCCCACCACCUUUCCCUACAUUGCCACUUCCACCUCUCCCUCCACCUCCACCUCUCCCUCCACCUCCACCUCUCCCUCCACCCCUCCCUCCACAUCCACCCCCACCACUCCUUCCAGUGCUGCCCCAGCAGACCUCACCCCAGGGGGUCAGAGUGGAACACCAGCCUCUGGCUCGCCUUUCAUCCACCCUUACCCUGGAGAGGACAAUAUGGUUGCCAAUACUUCCCCCACCUCCACCACUGGCACUGCUACUGCUAUAGGGACCCAGAGUAGCACCUCGGGACUAGAAACCUCAGCCUCGGGCCCAGCAUUGGCUUUGGCCUCGCCAGCUGAACCCACCCACCAUACUGGCCUGACUCUGCCUAAGUCUAACCAGGACGCAGCAAGCACAGGGAAGCAGCAUGUGUAUGUGUGUGAUGUAUACAGAGACCUGGAUGACUGCAGGUUUAAGAUCCCUGCUCACCAGAAGAGAUACAGCCUCCUCAACCCAGAACCCAGGACCCUCUUCCACUGCAACUGUACCAGCAGACUGUCUGAGGUUCUGGUUCAGCAGAAGGAGAUAUCUCGGGUUCAGACUAUCCUGUUGAAGUACAUCUCUCUGUCCUGCUUCACAUUACAGCCACAGGUCUGCACACAGGGGACAAGCUGCUCGGCUUCUCUGGUCAAACCCUCUCCUGCUCAGCUGGAGCAGCAAAAGAUCAAUGGUGGAGGCAUGGAGGAGUGGCGCCAUCUACCGGCCGCUGGCCACAACGGCAGGAGGCCCAAAUCUAGAUGGGCCAAACGCAGACUACACAAACUCUGCAUCAGGAUGACCAGGAAGCACAGUCAAUGUGCUUUAGUAGAAGAUGCAGUGCCAAUGUGAUGCAAUGUUGCCUGAUCUAUUUAGCCAUCCCAUUUCCUCCCCUAUGGGAUAUAGAUACUAUUUAUUUUAGUAAUUGUAAAUCCAGAUGAAUCCAGAGCUGCUUAUAGUUAGUGCAUUCACUUUAAGAUAGCUAGGUGAGACAUCCACAUCAGCAAACUCAGUGCAAGUAGGAAAAAAGACAAGUGCAAGUUUUUGUUGUUGUUGGAGGGAUAAUCUACUAAUAGCAGUUGUAAAUAGUGAUAUGUGUAUCAGGGCCUUACUGCUGAAAAGGAAAAACUCUGUUUCAAGUCCUGAAUGUAAAUAUCUAAGCUACUGUACUAUAGUGUAAAAUACUUUUUUUUUUAAACUACUGUCUAUGCUCAGCAUUCAUUAUUUUUUAUCUUACUGCAAAUUGUACAUAUAAGUUACUUGUAUAGAAACACAUAUCAUUAUCAAAGACAAACAGUGUUUGCAUUUAAUGUUUUUAUUCAUUUGUUUACUCUGUAAUAAUCCAGACUGUAUCACAACCUGCCGUGAUUGGGAGUCCCAUAGAGCGGCGCACAAUUGGCCCAGCGUCGUUCAAGUUCGACCGGUGUAGGCCGUCAUUGUAAAUACGAAUUUGCGCUUAACUGACUUGACUAGUUAAAUAAAGGUUCAAUAAAAUAAAACAUUGCUUUUUAAAAUAAACACUUUGACAGAGCCUGUAUGCUAUUUCUUACUGUUGUCUUUACAAUGCUGUCAAUUUGAUGACACAUUAAACUACACUAUA
Molecule: messenger RNA, 3101 nt
Organism: Oncorhynchus kisutch (coho salmon)
Lineage: Eukaryota; Metazoa; Chordata; Actinopteri; Salmoniformes; Salmonidae
Gene: pla2g3
Product: phospholipase A2 group III
Exons: 7
Coding region: 281-2353 (690 amino acids)
Biological process (GO): phospholipid metabolic process; arachidonate secretion
Molecular function (GO): A2-type glycerophospholipase activity
Source: RefSeq, a predicted model, not a curated record